UUCACUUCAGUAGGUGAUCUAUUACAAAUAACUUGUUAAUUUAAAUUUCAAUUGGUAUAGUACAUUUUUAUGAUUUAUUCAAAUUAUUAUCUACUUAUAUUUACCAGCUACUUAACUCCCUUCUGAAGUCGUCUGAACUGAAUGCGUCGGUGGUUUGUACUAUUUUAGCCCAAUAACAGGUAUUAUGAGUAAAUUAGCGAUGGAAAAGUGGAAAAUAAUUACAUAUAAUGUCGCAGUAUUUAUGUUUUUUUAUGGAUUACGACCUCUUGAUACAUAUUUAACAUCUUAUCUUACUGGACCAGAUGGAAACAUUUCGCUCUCAGAGGUGGCUAACACGAUGGAGUCAAUCAGAUCGUAUUCAUCACUCGUUGCAACUAUAAUAAUGUUAGCCAUUCCUAAACACUUUUAUAAAUCGGCCAUCAUAACCUUUAUGGUUUGUGCAUUUAUCGCCUAUAUCCUCGUGGCAGAUUUUCCGAGCUUGACACAGUUGUGGCUGGGUAUGGUUGGAAUAGGUGCAACAUCGAACAUUUUCAUAUUAGGUUUCAGCUAUUUAGUGAGUCAGAUCAGUGACAAACAACAGUAUCAAAAGGCGACCAGCAUUGUAUCGGUCAGUUUGCAGCUUGGCGUUUUCUGUGGUUCUGUAUUUUCUCAAAUAAUUGUUAGCACCACCGGAAUUUAUACAUUUCUACCGUAUUUAAAUGCAUCUGCUAUGUUAUUAUCUGUAAUUAGUGCAUGUUUAUUUCCGACGAAAAAAAAACAUUCUUUUCGAAUGGCGAAUGUGCCUAGCGAAAAUACUAGACUUCUUGACAAUGGUUUAAAAAAUAAGGAUCCUUGUGAAAAAAAUAUUGUCAAAAUGGAACUUAUCAAGUACAAUAAUACUGCAGUAGAAAAUAACUUGAAAGGAAUAUUGUUGAACUUUAAAACAUCAUACUCGGAUAUAGAUGUGCUAAAAAGGUCUAUUUUGUACACGAUCAAUUUGGGAUCGCAUUUUCAGAUUUUAGGUAACAUGAAUGUAUUGUACUCGUACAUUGUUAGUAAACCAGAUAAUCACGAUUUCUUGUUAAACGGAUACGUGGACGCAAUGUUUAGUUUGUGUGGAGCAGUAGGCGCCUAUAUAAUUGGAAUAAUGCGAUUAGAUUGGAAUUAUUACGGUGAUUUCGUUGUUGCAGUUUGCUCUUUUAUUAUGGGGAUUCUUGUGCUGUCAUGUUAUUUUUACAACCACUUAUAUUUUAUAUAUUUAUCGUAUAUAUUAUAUGGUAUUGUUAGUCAAAUGGCUUUUGUCUUAAAUUUCUCCGAAAUUGCGAAACGAUUGAAGAGUAAUUGUUUUUCUCUAGUUUAUGGAUUCAAUGUUCUUAGUUCUGUAUUAAUAUCUUCCUUGAUGACGAUGUUUUUUGUUCAAAUUAAUUUCCUGGAGAUAACUAUUCCUGGGCGGUUUUUAUUCAUUGGUGGUUUAGAAGUCUCUGUUGGAGUAGGAUUCUUCUUCCUAUCAUACAUCAGAAUGAUCAAACCUUGAAAAAAUAUUGCACUAUUUUUAUAUGUUAUAAUCUGGAUAUUUUGGAUAUUUAUU
Messenger RNA from Melanaphis sacchari, 1567 nucleotides. Its product is annotated as thiamine transporter 2-like. Bases 185 to 1513 code for a protein of 442 amino acids. NCBI's taxonomy places the organism in Eukaryota, Metazoa, Arthropoda, Insecta, Hemiptera, Aphididae. Gene Ontology annotation, biological process: transmembrane transport; vitamin transport. The transcript has 10 exons. The record is from RefSeq and is a predicted model, not a curated record. Gene Ontology annotation, molecular function: vitamin transmembrane transporter activity. Gene Ontology annotation, cellular component: plasma membrane.